This is a messenger RNA of Penicillium daleae, 1421 nucleotides long. Its product is annotated as tubulin beta chain. NCBI's taxonomy places the organism in Eukaryota, Fungi, Ascomycota, Eurotiomycetes, Eurotiales, Aspergillaceae. Gene Ontology annotation, molecular function: GTP binding; GTPase activity; structural constituent of cytoskeleton. Gene Ontology annotation, biological process: mitotic cell cycle; microtubule cytoskeleton organization. The transcript has 8 exons. Gene Ontology annotation, cellular component: microtubule; cytoplasm. The coding region runs from base 52 to 1398 and encodes 448 amino acids. The record is from RefSeq and is a predicted model, not a curated record.
CCUCCUUUCAAACCCCUUUCUCCCACUACAUAUCGCCAAUUUCCAUCCACAAUGCGUGAGAUUGUCCACCUCCAGACCGGCCAGUGUGGUAACCAAAUCGGUGCCGCUUUCUGGCAGACCAUUGCUGGUGAGCACGGCCUUGACGGCGAUGGCCAGUACAAUGGUUCCUCCGACCUCCAGCUGGAGCGCUUGAACGUCUACUUCACCCACGCCAGCGGUGACAAGUACGUUCCCCGUGCCGUCCUGGUCGAUCUGGAGCCCGGUACCAUGGACGCUGUCCGUGCCGGUCCCUUUGGCAAGCUCUUCCGUCCCGACAACUUCGUCUUCGGUCAGUCCGGUGCCGGUAACAACUGGGCCAAGGGUCACUACACCGAGGGUGCCGAGCUCGUCGACCAGGUCAUCGAUGUUGUCCGCCGUGAGGCCGAGGCUUGCGACUGCCUCCAGGGUUUCCAGAUCACCCACUCCCUGGGUGGUGGUACCGGUGCCGGUAUGGGUACACUCCUGAUCUCCAAGAUCCGUGAGGAGUUCCCCGACCGUAUGAUGGCUACCUUCUCCGUCGUCCCCUCCCCCAAGGUCUCCGACACCGUUGUUGAGCCUUACAACGCCACUCUGUCCAUCCACCAGCUCGUUGAGCACUCCGACGAGACCUUCUGUAUUGACAACGAGGCUCUGUACGACAUCUGCAUGCGCACCCUCAAGCUCAACUCCCCCUCCUACGGUGACCUGAACCACCUGGUCUCUGCCGUCAUGUCCGGUGUUACCACCUCCCUCCGUUUCCCCGGCCAGCUCAACUCCGACCUCCGCAAGCUAGCCGUCAACAUGGUUCCCUUCCCUCGUCUGCACUUCUUCAUGGUCGGCUUCGCUCCCCUGACCAGCCGCGGUGCCCACCAGUACCGCCAGGUCAGCGUUCCCGAGCUGACCCAGCAGAUGUUCGACCCCAAGAACAUGAUGGCUGCCUCUGACUUCCGCAACGGCCGCUACCUGACCUGCUCUGCUCUGUUCCGCGGUAAGGUCUCCAUGAAGGAGGUUGAGGACCAGAUGCGCAACAUCCAGAACAAGAACUCCAGCUACUUCGUUGAGUGGAUUCCCAACAACGUCCAGACCGCUCUGUGCUCUGUUCCUCCCCGUGGUCUCCGCAUGUCCUCCACCUUCGUUGGUAACUCGACCUCCAUCCAGGAGCUGUUCAAGCGUAUUGGCGACCAGUUCACUGCCAUGUUCCGUCGCAAGGCUUUCUUGCAUUGGUACACUGGUGAGGGUAUGGACGAGAUGGAGUUCACUGAGGCUGAGAGCAACAUGAACGAUCUUGUCUCCGAGUACCAGCAGUACCAGGAGGCCUCCGUCUCCGAGGGCGAGGAGGAGUACCUCGCUGAGGAGGGCGGUCUCGAGGAGGAGGUCUAAAUGUGCUGAUUGCCCGGCAUUUU